UGUGACGUCAUUUAACCGGUAAAUGAUUACGUUUUUUUGUUCUUUCCCACUACACAGCUUCCGUUGAAACGAAGUUUCUGUCGAAUUCACUCUCGCAACGUCAACGUCUGCAAACGUUCGGUAGCUGCGUCUUCUAUAAAAGCACUGUUACGUACACGUCACGAAAAUAAAUCGUGCAUCAAUACCUGCAUACGAAUUUUCGGGGAAGCUAAGCUAAUAUUGACAAUUGUGCUACGUAAACAAGCUGACUAUAAAAUCUAGCUGUACCCAAACGAUUUGUUUGUCAGUGUUUCGUAAUAAGUUCGCAAACACGUACAAUUUGCAUUCGAAUCUACAUUGUGCGUCACCGACUUCGUCCAUCAUAUUCCUUGUUGAUUCUUCAAGCCACUGAUCUCUCAACCAGGAAUCAAAAUGAGUUACGGCUACAAGGGACCACCGGUGAUUCAAUUUCCGGGACAUGUACCACCGCCGACGUCGUUCGGGGCUCCACCUGGUACACCCUCUGCCCCUGGUGCUGCCUCUGCACCUGGUGCUCCGCCUUACGCCCAAGGUGGCAUGGGUUUCUCAAAUGCCCUUCCUACAUCUUUCGGAAUGCCACAACCUUAUUCUUCAUAUUCUGCGUCUCCUUAUCCAAUCCAACCUAAUCAUCCUACACCCAGUUAUGGCCCACCAGCACCGGGAACUCCUCAACAAAUGCCUCAAUCUAUGCCUCAACCUAUGCCACAACCUAUGCCACAAUCUAUGCCACAACCUUCUCCUUAUGCACCUCAACAUCAAUCUCAUCCUCAACUGCCGUCUUAUCCACCUCAACCUCAAUCAUACCCUCAACCACCAUCUUAUCCGCAACAACAAAAUUACGAUUUGUAUCCUGAGCUUCAGAACGCACCAGAAGCAAAAGAAUGUUUCAAUUCUUCUCCUUAUACCUCAGCUCCCAAUUUCUCAAAUCAUUCGAGUCCCUAUGCAGGCGGCAGCUAUCUUGGGGGGCAGGGUGCAGGGUUCUAUUCUCCACAACGUGGAAGUUCUUAUCAACCAGCCCCGGCCCCCCGAAAAACUCAGUCCGCGUGGAAGGUAUCACCAACGGUUGUUGCGUAUCCAGAUUUCGAUGCCAGAGCGGAUGCAGAGGUUUUGAGAAAGGCAAUGAAAGGUUUUGGGACGGAUGAAAAGUCUAUCAUCAACGUUCUUGCAAAUCGUAAUAAUUUACAGCGACAGGAGAUCGUCCAACAGUUUAAGACUCUAUAUGGCAAGGAUCUUGUGAAAGAUUUGAAGUCCGAAACGUCGGGCAACUUCGAAAAGUUGCUUGUGGCUAUGAUGAUACCAUUGCCACAAUUUUAUGCCAAAGAAUUGCAUGAUGCAAUGUCCGGUAUCGGUACCGAUGAAUGCGUUCUAAUAGAAGUACUGUGCACCAUGUCUAAUCACGAGAUUCGCGUGAUUAAACAGGCCUACGAAGCAAUGUACGGAAGAUCAUUGGAGGAUGAUUUAAGAGACGACACAUCUGGGAAUUUCAAGCGAUUAAUGGUAUCGCUCUGUUGCGCAAACAGGGAUGAGUCACGCGACGUGAAUCGUGCAGCCGCAUUAGAGGAUGCCAAAAACCUUCUCAUGGCUGGCGAACUUCGUUUCGGAACCGAUGAGUCAAUGUUCAACGCGAUACUUGUUCAAAGGAGCAUUCCACAGUUGAGACAGAUCUUCAACGAAUACGAAGGCAUCACCGGUCAUUCCAUAGAGACCGCGAUCGAUAACGAGUUUUCGGGCGACAUUAAGAAAGGACUUCUAGCAAUUGUGAAAUGUGUGAAGAACCGAGCUGGUUUCUUCGCGGAACAGUUGUACAAGAGCAUGAAGGGUUUCGGCACGGACGAUGACCGUCUGAUCAGACUAGUGGUCACGCGUUGCGAAGAGGACAUGGGCGAGAUCAAGGAAGAAUUCAAACGACAGUACAAUGAAUCCUUGGAAGAUUUCAUAUCCGGAGAUUGUUCCGGCCAUUAUAAAAAGUGUCUUUUAGCACUGGUUUCUUAAAACUAUGUUGACGGGAAGCUUUGUUGUGUCUCGAAGCAUUUAAUCGCCAAUUUGUCAAGUAUUACCGCCUGUACAUUUAUUUAUCUGCUUGUUCAUAGUUUAAUGUGAUAAGAAUGGAUAUAUAAAUGUUCCUAAAAGAA
This is a messenger RNA of Ceratina calcarata, 2150 nucleotides long. Its product is annotated as annexin B11. The transcript has 9 exons. Gene Ontology annotation, molecular function: calcium ion binding; phosphatidylserine binding; calcium-dependent phospholipid binding. The record is from RefSeq and is a predicted model, not a curated record. Lineage: Eukaryota; Metazoa; Arthropoda; Insecta; Hymenoptera; Apidae. The coding region runs from base 412 to 2010 and encodes 532 amino acids. Gene Ontology annotation, cellular component: cytoplasm; vesicle membrane; nucleus.